Messenger RNA from Olea europaea var. sylvestris, 2590 nucleotides. RefSeq names its product gamma-tubulin complex component 2. Gene Ontology annotation, molecular function: gamma-tubulin binding; microtubule minus-end binding. Gene Ontology annotation, cellular component: centrosome; equatorial microtubule organizing center; spindle pole. Gene Ontology annotation, biological process: meiotic cell cycle; spindle assembly; microtubule nucleation. The record is from RefSeq and is a predicted model, not a curated record. The transcript has 20 exons. Lineage: Eukaryota; Viridiplantae; Streptophyta; Magnoliopsida; Lamiales; Oleaceae. The coding region runs from base 228 to 2246 and encodes 672 amino acids.
AAUUUGAAAAAUAGGCGGGGUUACCUGCAAAUACAUUUCUACCCCACUCAGUGAGACACAGCAUUCUUCACACGCACUCGUUCAGUCUCUAAGUCAUUUACUGGAUCACUCACACAACUCAGAAAAUUCUACAAUAACACACUGUAAUUUUAACAAAAAAUUGAUUUUUAUACUCAAUUUAUACUCCACUAGACGUACAUAUAUUUGCUAGGGUUUAAAGUGUUGCCAUGGAUUCAACAAUGGCCACUCCAUGCCCUUCUACUCCCAAAUGGAAUGCAGAUCGACCAUUCCUCACAGGUCGAUUCCACCAGGAAAUAAAAUCUACAUCUGGGAUUACUUCAAAAGGGUUUUCUACGGAUCACUUCAGUCCCGGGGUGGACAAGCCAAUAGGUUGUUACCAUGCUGCAAUUCAGGAAUUGAUUGUUAUUGAUGAUCUAUUAUUUGCUUUGGUCGGAAUUGAAGGAAGAUAUAUAUCGAUCAAAAGACUUCGAGGAAAGGAUGAUAGUAUCAUCUUCCAAGUUGACUCAUCUAUGGAUUUGGCGCUUCAGGACUCCGCGAAACGGAUUUUUCCAUUGUGUGAGAGCUACUUAUUAGUUAAUCAGUUUGUCGAGUCAAGAUCCCAUUUCAAGACUGGCCUCGUCAAUCAUGCUUUUGCAGCUGCACUAAGAGCACUCCUUUUGGAUUACCAAGCUAUGGUGGCUCAGCUUGAACAUCAGUUUCGAUUGGGAAGACUUUCUAUUCAAGGAUUAUGGUUUUAUUGUCAGCCAAUGAUGGGCUCAAUGCAAGCUCUGUCCAUAGUGAUAAAGAAGGCUUCAGCUAAUAAUUUUACUGGUUCUGCUGUUCUUAACCUUUUGCACACCCAGUUCAGGUGGGUCUAUGAAGGAGUGAUUGAUGAUCCUUAUGGCGAAUUUUUCAUUGCUGAGAACAAGUCUCUCCAAAAGGAAAGUCUGACUCAAGAUUACGAUGCUAAAUAUUGGCAACAACGUUACAGCCUGAAAGGUGACAUCCCUAGUUUCCUUGCAAAUGCUGCUGAAACAAUUUUGACCACCGGGAAAUAUUUAAAUGUCAUGAAAGAAUGUGGGCACAAUAUUCAGGUCCCCAUGGCAGAAAAUUCUAAGUUAACAAGCGUCGGAUCCAGUCAUCAUUAUCGUGAGUGUAUCAAAGCUGCUUACGAUUUUGCCAGUGGCGAACUAUUAAAUCUCAUAAAAGAGAAGUAUGACUUGAUGGGAAAAUUGAGGUCAAUCAAACACUAUCUUCUUCUUGAUCAGGGUGAUUUUUUAGUUCACUUUAUGGAUAUAGCUCGAGAGGAGCUCAUGAAAAAGCCGGAUGACAUUUCUGUGGAAAAGCUGCAGUCCCUGCUGGACCUUGCAUUGCGAUCCACAGCAGCUGUAGCAGAUCCCUUCCACGAGGACUUAACAUGUUGUGUGGAACAAACCACAUUAUUGAAAAGGUUGAGUACACUUAAAGAUCUUGAAAUCAGCCAAACUGUUUCCAGCAGUACUGAUUUAGAAGAACCAGUGAGCAUUACAGGCUUGGAAACAUUUUCUCUGAGUUACAAGGUUCGAUGGCCAUUAUCCCUUGUCAUAUCAAGAAAGUCCUUAACAAAAUACCAGCUGAUUUUUCGCUCUCUGUUUCACUGUAAGCACGUCAACAGACAACUUUGUGCAGCAUGGCAACUACAUCAAGGCCUCCGCAGACUUGACAUGCAAGGGAUAGCUAUCUCCGUUUCAUCUUUGCUGUGUCGUAAUAUGCUUAAGUUUAUCAAUAGCCUUCUGCACUAUCUGACUUUCGAGGUUCUUGAGCCAAAUUGGCACGUGAUGCACAACAGACUUCAAACUGCCAAGAGCAUUGACGAGGUUAUACAGUACCACAAUUUUUUCCUCGAGAAGUGUCUGAGAGAAUGUUUGCUUCUUUCACCUGUUCUUCUCAAGAAGGUGGAGAGGAUGAAACUGAUUUGCCUUCAAUAUGCGGCGGCUACUCAGUGGUUAAUUACCUAUUCAAAUGACACUCCCAAGACUGAUGAUUCUCCAAAUGUUGAAAAGUACAAGCAACUGAAACUAAGGAUACCAUCUCGGACACAGAAAGUAGCUUCUGAAAAUGCGAGUGUCAUCGAAUCCAUAUUGAAAUUUGAGAGGGAAUUUACUGCUGAGCUUCGGAGUUUGGGACCAAUCUUGAGCAGCAGUUCUCGUGCAGAGCCAUAUCUGACUCAUCUUGCACAGUGGCUUCUUGGUGUGGGAAGGGACUAAUUUGUUAGUAACGUGUUUGGUACAUUGUAACGCAAACAUUACAACCUUACACAGUGUAUUAGAGCAUUGCAUGUGUUUAAAAACACAUCUACUGCUUGGUAAGAUGUCGGGGUUUUCCUUAGUUUGGCGAGUGUGGAUCGUGAAGCUGUCCAAAAGAACCAUUUUUUUUGUUGUUGAAAUUACCAGCAAAAAGUACUAGUCUUGGUGCUAAUGUUGGAGUUGUAUUAGUGUCUGUACUACUUUUAUCAUCUGCUCGUAGUGAUAUAACUAGCAUAUGUCAAUCAGCAUCCAUUGACGUAUGUAAAACAAUUCUUUUCUUGUAACUAUUUUCAUCCCUGCCAAAA